CGAUCUGGGUGGAGAAAGACUCAGUGCAGUCUGUGCCGUGUCCCGUGUCGAGUUCGGAACGAAACGUGCUCCCGUCACUAAAAGCCGACCCAAAACGUGAGCUGAAUAUUGAAUAGAGGGCCCGUUCAAAAUUCUACGAGGAAACUGCGAUCGACUGCAGAAAUUACUGGAAUUUCGACUGAUGAAGUCAUUGCAUGAAAUGUAAACGGUAGUGAACUUGUGACCUUCGCCCAACAAAGGGAUAAGUUGUCGUCAGUAUAUAUCUCCCGCACAGCGGAUAUGGACAACGAGGCACUAGACGGAAACAUUAGCGCUUCCCCAGCAAACUCCCGAAAAUAGAAGUGAUCUUCCCUCCCCCCCCCCCCCUCACCCACAUCCCUUUGGAGGCCGCCCUUUGCGUUGGCUUGGCACCCGGCCAUGUAACAUUUUUGUUUUCUCCAGCCGAAUCGAGCGGAUCUCCAUUCCUUUCGACCUUAAUGUUUCGACCGACAUUCCUUCAACAUUUAUCGUCACUAAAUAACAGUGAGCCUGACUACACACUCGAGGGGUCUUUGCGGUGCCGACACGCGAAACGAAAUCACGACGACCUGCUCAGCUUUUUCCGUACAGUUGAAGCUCUGCGAAUCGACGACAACGACGCGAAAACGAUACACUCGCCCCUCUUGUGUCAUCGAGACAUUUUUGCUGCGACUCUUUCCUCAAAAUGACUUCGACUGCUGCUGCUGCUGUCAGUAAAAAAGAUACCCGAUUUGCCCCAACUCCCGCCGGCAACCAACAGUUCUUUAGGCGAGAACGCAGCUUUGUCCUCCAACGACCUUCUCAGAAUGUGCCAACGGGAAAUCAUUUUCAGCAACGAGAGCGGAGUUUCAUUCGUGAUGGAAAUCGCUCAGGUGGCGGCAGCUCAUCAAAUGCUUUCCCGAAUUCCGUGGGAAGCAACAGUGGUAAAACACGCGGUGGCUCUUAUCAUAAUGGGAACAAUGGGCCAGCAGCACCGGCAUCUGCAGCCGCCGGGAGGGGCAGCAAACCGAAUAUGGAAAUCUAUCGGCCUCCAAGUAUGCGGAGUGGUGAAGUUCCAGCUGGUGGACGGGGGCAAUUCCCUCAGAACUCUACCGAUCAUCAGCCCCCACGUCUUACCAAAAGUCGAACUUCACUGGAACUCAAUAAUAAUAGCACCAGGGCAGCUAAUAAUAAAGUAGCACAGCAGGGCGCUCCAGCUGCUACCGUUACUUCAAUCACGAUACAAAAGCAACCGGUUAACGAGGCGACCGCAUCACCGGCGGGUCAGUUCGUCCUCCAAAGAUCCAAAAGUAGUGGAUCCCAUCUUACUCUGCAACAGCAAAAAGUGCCCGUACCGACUCCAGCGUCAACUAAUGCAACGCCCAAAGUCGGCAAUUCGGAAUUACCUGAUGUCAGCUCAUUUCCUGAGGCAGCUCAAAUUCUACUCAGGAAAAUCGCUGUCGAUCCAGACGGAGCCAAUAGCCGCUCUGUGAUGGAGGCUGUCAAGACCUUAUUCAAUCGAGUGAUUGAAUCAUCUCGUUAUGCGUCUUCGAUAGCUCGUUACUGCUCAUACGUCAUAGAGAAAGAAACUAAAGAAACUUUCCGCGAGAGCUUGCUCAAUACGUGUCAAGAAUCGUUCCAGGAACGUGACCGAAUCUUGAGAUCGGCAGGGGAAUCAUCCCAACGUUGGGUGGCCUUCAUUAAUUUCUUGAACGAAAUGUAUUUACAGCUGAAGCGACGCAAUUUCAACUCUAAAAUAAAAACUAGUUCAACGAGACCGUCUCCAGAUUUGAUUCUACUCUCUCUAUUGGCCGAGAGCUGCUGUGCUACACUCAGACAGCCAUCAUCGCAAUCUCUUCAAGAGCUGGAAUGUUUGUUUUUCGUUCUGACUGGCAUCGGUCGUGACGUCGAAACGGAGCUUCCUACCAAGAUGUUUGCCAUAUGGAACGCCAUUCGUGAUGCGUUCCUCGAGAUGAACGCAUUGCCUGGAGCAGCUCAACGCACUUUGCUGCAGUUGGUGGAACUGAGAGCGGCUAAAUGGCAACUACCUGCCACGGCAGUCACGUACUAUUAUCCAUCCGUCUCGGGAUCUGCCUAUUGAUGCGUUUUUAUUUGCCAUCACUGUGAUUACCACACAAAAAUAGAUCCCAUAAUGUUUUUCUUUCCCUUUAAUUACUUUUAAUUGGAUUUUGUCAACGUUUCUGUAUGAUCUAACUUUUCUCUUAGCAAUAAUGAUAUGUUCGUCUACUCGUCGUUUUGGUAUGAGAAUAAAAAUCAAGUCAUACUUA
Messenger RNA from Daphnia pulicaria, 2285 nucleotides. Its product is annotated as polyadenylate-binding protein-interacting protein 1-like. The record is from RefSeq and is a predicted model, not a curated record. Gene Ontology annotation, molecular function: RNA binding; translation activator activity; protein binding. NCBI's taxonomy places the organism in Eukaryota, Metazoa, Arthropoda, Branchiopoda, Diplostraca, Daphniidae. The transcript has 10 exons. Gene Ontology annotation, biological process: regulation of translational initiation. Bases 704 to 2098 code for a protein of 464 amino acids. Gene Ontology annotation, cellular component: cytosol.